AAACCGGUUGCUUCAACCAUCGCCGCUAACCAACUCGGCCUCCUCCUAAACAAACCUCGGGCGAGGGGAAAGCGCGGCGACCGGCGGCGGCGGUGAGGCAGAGCCAUGGUGGUCCACGUCGUGUACAGGAGGCGGGAGAACAGCUGGAGGGGGGCCGACUCGUCUGUCAGGUUCCUGGGCGCCGCCAUGAGCAGCAACCCGCCGAGCAAGCACCAGGUCCGCCUCGCCGGCCGCGGCGGCAUCGGCUACGCCCCCACCUCCCCCGCGGGCGCGCGCAACGGAGGCCUCUCUCUGCGCGCCACCUCCCCGCCGCCGCCGACCGUCUCCAUCGCCUCCGUCGCUGGCUGGGAUUCUAUCAAGCUGCGGCUCGACGGCGAGGAGGGGCUGAAGGAGUUCUUGGCCGUCGGGACAGAGGAGGACGCAGCGGUUUACGCGAGCAAGUGGCCGGCUGGCGGGGAUGAGGUGACGUUCGACGCCCCGCCUACAGAUGAGGAGGUCCACGCCGCCGUCGCCAGCAUCCAGCAGGUAUUUGAGAAUCCUUCGGGUGUGGAAUCUGACGCACUCGAGUUACAAGCGCUCGCACUGCCCAUCGCAGGACUCUCUUCAUCUGGGAUGUUUGUUAACUAUUUCGCUGCCGAUUCUGAUGCGUCCGAGAAGCAAACCGUCCAAUUAGCCAACUUAGGGAAUUCUCCAUCCAACAUUGGAUUAGACGAUUGCACUGAAUCUGGCACACUUGCACUUAACUCAACUGCUCUUAUGACAAGGGAACAUCAAAAUGUACUGGAUGCAUUCCAGCUGUUGAAAGAAGAUGCCUCUGUUCAGAAAAUGGUUAUGGCCUUGUCAACUGAUAAAGCUGUAUGGGACGCUGUCAUGAACAAUGAGGUGGUGCAAGAAUUUAAGAAGUCCUUCCAGGAUGCUAAGGAAACUGAUAACAAGGGGAGGUCUAGUGCUCCUCCUGGAAUGAUGCAAUGGGUCUUGGAGAACACCCAGGCGAAGAUUAAGGAGUUCCUUGAGAAGAUACUUCAGCUCGUGCACACGCUCUUCCAGGCCCAGAGCAUGGACUACGAUUUGUCUGACGAUGUUGUGAGAAUGUCCUUCAUGCUCUCGGUGUUCGUCUUCAUCGUCGUAACAAUAGCUCGCAUAAAGUGAGCACAACAAUUCGUCGACUUCACACUUGGUGGUUAGUAUUGUACAGGAUCAGUUAUAGUCCUAGUAAUUUCGUAUGGGUUUCUUAUGGUUGUGAUCAGGGACAGUGUCUGUCUUAGUUUCCAGGUCUAGAACAUUAAAAGUUGCCGAGGUGCUACGAUUCUCAGUGGAAAUUCAAUAUGUUUACUCUGUCAGUUGUGGUAA
Aegilops tauschii subsp. strangulata is the source of this 1350-nucleotide messenger RNA. RefSeq lists its product as uncharacterized. The record is from RefSeq and is a predicted model, not a curated record. NCBI's taxonomy places the organism in Eukaryota, Viridiplantae, Streptophyta, Magnoliopsida, Poales, Poaceae.